AUGAUGGAGCAGGGUAUGUCUAUAGUCGUGUUCAAUAUGCUGCCAACAUCAGUCCAGUCACGGCUCCCGGCUCUGCAGUCGCUACGUCGGCCCGCCGCCCUCGACCUAUUCUCCCCCCGGCGCCGAAAGGAGCUACCGCAAGACGACACCGUGCCGGGAGCUCUAACGAACAGCGACGAGGAGCCGGUCGUCGAAUUGCAGGCAUGCACAGCGGCGACCACAACGUCGACAACGACGAGCGUUACGAACCGCACAGUUGGCGGAGGGGACGGUGCGAAGCUUUCCGGUGGCCUCGAUGGCUACGUCCCUCGUCUAGGUAUGGGCAUUAACUGGCGGUAUGCUAUGCAAGGCUCCUACUUGCAACACUCCGCCUCCCAGGAACGAGAGGAUAUGGCGUUUGCGCGGAAGUCGUACAUCGAUAGCGUGGCGUACAUGCUCAAGGCCCUCCCCGGUGACAUGGACGACCACGAAGUUAGCAUUAUCCAGCGGGCGCUACCCAAGUCUUGCGCACCAGACACCCCGCAGAGCCAACAGGACGGGGCGGCCACGAUCCCCGUCCGGGCCGACCGAGCAAAAACGCUUCUACGUUUCGCUGUCCAGGGCUUCGUCGCGGGCUUCGUCGUCCUCUUCUACACCCUGAUGUCCCUCCUCGCCGCCGUCGUUCGCGCCGGGGCGCACUACGAGCGCCAGUAUAACAUCGCCGAGCACCUCGUCUCCCUCGGGGUCGUUCUCACCACUGCAGUCGGGAAACAGAGCGGUGCUUUGAGUGGGAAGAUCGGCGCCAUGAGCGAGGGCAAAGUAGGCAGAGUGGUGACCGAUAUCGCAGCGUGGACGGUAGAAGGCGUGGCCGGAGGAAUAGAGGAUGGCAUUGGACAGGGUUUGCAUUUGAUCAAGCAGUAGCAGAAACGAGACACGAUACCAUUGAUUAUUAUGUUAUUUAUUAAAUAGGCAUGGCGCGUGAAUAGAAGGCAAAGGGAGGGAGGGGGGGUUCCGUUAUUGUUAUCAAUGUUGGCUCCCGCAAGCACGUUUGAGAGAUCCUGAGGUCCGUUGAGCGAUUUUCGAGUACGGACGCACAGAAAUGCCCGCUGCUUGUGUAGCACCCUCGCGGGUCUUUCUAGUUGGCGGCCAUGGUGUUUCCCCGUCAACAUGCCUGUAGCGAUUUUGAAUCUAUCGGACAUAUCUUUAGAUUUGAGCAUUGCUGCCAUUCGCCUCGACUAGACUUUGAUCUAGGUAUGGCAAGCUCGUCGGAUGUGAAAACAGGACAUUGAAUAUACGGUCUUCGUCGAUUCGAAGCUAUGGCGCCC
Messenger RNA from Durotheca rogersii, 1304 nucleotides. RefSeq lists its product as uncharacterized. Bases 1 to 900 code for a protein of 299 amino acids. The transcript is spliced from 3 exons. The record is from RefSeq and is a predicted model, not a curated record. Lineage: Eukaryota; Fungi; Ascomycota; Sordariomycetes; Xylariales; Xylariaceae.